AUGCUCAUUCACUUCAAACAUCUUCUCUUUUACACUUCUUCAGGUUUAGAGCCGUCUGCUAUACUUCACUUGAAUAUGCUCUCCUUGGGACAGGGCUUUUCAAACUAUCCCACCUGGCUGUUGAUAGCAGGUACUAAUAGCGGUCGUGUGACAUUGCAUCCUUUUGGACAACCCCAAUCAUUCGAUAGUAACAGAUCGCAGCCUAGUGUACGUCUUCUUGAGCUGACUGGGGUUGAUUGUGAACCUAUUACUGGAUUGGUGAUAAGGCCCUCAUCUCAUGGCAAAAUGUCUGGCCUCACUGCAUGGGUGACAAGUCGAAGUGGCUGUAUUCACCAUUAUAAGCGGCUCUGCACCGAGGCAUUGUUCAACUGA
Messenger RNA from Protopolystoma xenopodis, 372 nucleotides. The record is from the annotation of a GenBank genome assembly. NCBI's taxonomy places the organism in Eukaryota, Metazoa, Platyhelminthes, Monogenea, Polystomatidea, Polystomatidae.